Molecule: messenger RNA, 1702 nt
Organism: Ceratitis capitata (Mediterranean fruit fly)
Lineage: Eukaryota; Metazoa; Arthropoda; Insecta; Diptera; Tephritidae
Product: neuroguidin
Exons: 5
Coding region: 599-1600 (333 amino acids)
Biological process (GO): maturation of SSU-rRNA from tricistronic rRNA transcript (SSU-rRNA, 5.8S rRNA, LSU-rRNA)
Cellular component (GO): small-subunit processome; nucleolus
Source: RefSeq, a predicted model, not a curated record
GUUUCUGUUUUGUCUUCAUUCGGUGUUUGACGUGAGCGCACGAGUUGUUGCAAUUUUCAUAAAAUAGCGGAAGAUUCGGUUCUUUCAUAAAACCAUUAUUGUACAAAAGUGUAAAUUUCUGGUGACUAAAGAAUUUAAACUAUUACUAAUUAAUAUUAACGGAUAUUAUUGUUUAAGUAAAAAUUAAUAUACAAACUUGUGUUAGUAACUUUGAAGAAGUGACAAAGUGAGAUAUAUUCUCAGUAACUUCUCCAAAUAUUCUUGUAAGAAGCGCGUGUAGCUCACUGUCGUAAGGUGUAUGUAUGUAUGUAUAUGAGCGUGUUUAUGUGCAUCAAGAAAGAAAGAAAGAAGGGAGAUAAACAAAAAAGUGCAUUUUAUAUGAUAAGCAAUUAAAUAAAUACAUGCAAGUAUAAAAACAAAACAUAAGAACACGUGCUUUUAUAAAGCAGACCACAACAAAAGAGCAAGUGGAGCCUGGAGCCGCUAAGAAAUUGUAUUUUCGUGGAGAAAGUGCGAAGACUACACGAAAUAUAUUAAUUAAUAUUAUCUAUUUAUCUGAUUGGAGUAAUUUAGGGCGUUUAAAACAAAACAAGUGAAAAUGGUGCAGGCUCUCGACUACGACUGCCACGUGCAGCAACAGGACAUUCCGCAGGCCAUACAACUGCUCGGUGAAAUGAAUAGUAAUGUUAAACAAGUCACCGAUCUGGUUGAGAGCAUGUUACAGCGCGUCAAACGCGGCGAACUGACAACAGAAUAUGGGCUAAGCUUUCUCGAAGUCAAAUAUCACAUGCUGCUCGAUUAUUUGAUAAAUCUUACCUACGUUGUAUUGCGCAAAUGCUCCGGCGAAACAAUCGAAGGUGAUCCAUCCAUUGAGCGUUUAAUUGAAAUACGCACAGUUUUGGAGAAAAUACGACCCAUCGAUCACAAGCUGCGCUAUCAGAUCGAUAAACUUGUGAAGACAGCCACCACCGGUGUGUCGAGUAGUGCCGAUCCGAUUUUGUACAAGCCAAAUCCAGAUAAUUUACUCACUAGCGCUGGCGGGAAGGAUGAUGCUGAGGAAGAUGAAGAUGCAACAGAUGAUUCGGCAUCGGAGAGCGAGGGUGACGAUGAGGAGGGCGAGGCAGGUGUGAAGAAACCCAAAAAAGGCGCUACAGCGGGCAAAACUGGUAUUUAUGUGCCGCCUAAAAUUAAGCCUGUUUAUUAUGAUGGCGAUGAGAAAUCCAUUGAUAAGGAUAAGAAGAUGAUCGACCGUGCAAAGAAGCGGGCCAUUACCGCAUCCAUGUUGCAAGAUUUGAAGGAAGAAUAUCUCGAUGCACCUACCGAAAUCUCAUCUGGUUCACGCGCACAACAAUUACUCUCCAAACAACAGAAAGAGAAACAAGAAUAUGAAGAGACCUACUUAAUGCGUCUGCCGGUAACCAAAGCGGAAAAGCAUCGUCAACGCAAGUUGACCACUUUGGCCACACUCGGCGAUGAGAUACUCGGCGAAAUUAGUCGUGAUCCAGCGUUACGUGGCGAGGGUGCCAGCGGUGGCAGUAAAAAACGCAAAUUAAAGGGCAAAGGUAAAAAGCGUGGUGGUAAAAAGCGGAAGUUCCAUUAAAGAAAUGAACACAGGAGGCAAGCAAUCGCAAAAUAAAGCAAAUAAAAAAAUAUAUAUACAUACAUACAUUAUUUUAUUGAACGACAAGAAGUAUAAAAUUAA